Molecule: messenger RNA, 1293 nt
Organism: Lingula anatina
Lineage: Eukaryota; Metazoa; Brachiopoda; Lingulata; Lingulida; Lingulidae
Product: rhodopsin, GQ-coupled-like
Biological process (GO): G protein-coupled receptor signaling pathway
Cellular component (GO): membrane
Molecular function (GO): G protein-coupled receptor activity
Source: RefSeq, a predicted model, not a curated record
AUGGUUGCCAAAUCCAAGGCUCUUAGAACACCAGGGAAUUUCCUCUUGGUUAAUAUGUCAUUUAGCAAUGUAAUGAUGUCAACGGCAGUGCCCAUGGUAACAGUGGCUUCCUUUGAAGGUUGUGACAUCCAUGCAGUUAUUAUGGGAGGGUUUGGCCUCAUGACAAUCAACACGAUGGCGGCCAUUGCGGCAGAGAAGUACUACGCAAUCGUUCGAAUGUCGCAGAUUCAAACGUCGUGGAAACAACUUGUGAAAUAUCUGAUUAUGGUCUGGAUAAAUUCUGCCCUAUGGGUCCUCUUGCCGGUAGUUGGCUGGGGCCGGUACAUCCUCGAAGGGCUUGGCACAGCUUGCUGUUUUGACUUUCUCACUCAAACCUCCAACAACCGCGCUUUUGUAAUGGCCCUGGUGGCCGGAGGAGCCGUUUUGCCUCUCUCUGUCAUUGUGUCAUUCUACAUCGGUAUCUAUGUGCACGUGCGCUCGCACUCAAACAAAAUGCGUAAAAUGAACGUGCAAAAGCACGAUAAGAAGUUUCACCUCAGAUCAGAGAUCAAGAUCGUGCAGAUGACUUUGAUUCUUUUGGUAAUAUACCUCAUAGCGUGGACGCCAUAUGUAGUCGUAGCUUUAAUGGGGAUAUUUGGUUACGAAGAGAAAUUGGACCGCGUUACGUCCACAAUCCCGGCCAUGGUGGCAAAGGCAUCUGCUUUGUACAAUCCAAUUGUCUACUUGUGCUAUCAUCGUGGGUUUCAAUCUGAACUCAGGCGCAUGGGAAUCUGCUUGUGUAUGCUGAGACGGAAAUUAUCUACACAAUUUUCCGGCAGUGACCAAAUUAGAUGUGAAUCUACGAGCGGUAAUAUUCGAAGAACUUGGAUAGUAAUUGAUAGGUCGGCCAGUGGAGAGUAUGCUUUUAUUUGACUUAAAUUGAGAGGGAUUGAAGCAAGAAAGAAGAAAGUUAAUUUUGUGCAUAUACUUUAGCCUAAGUAUGCAUUUAGGCGCUUUAUCACUUCCUUCUUAUAACCGAUUGGAUGGAUUGGAUGGCUUUGUGGUUAGAGUGGCCGCCUCCGGAGACACACACCAAUCCUUCAUAAAGCACCUGCCAAGCAGUAAAAUAAUCUUAUUCAUUUGCUGGCUUUCAGCGCCUCAAACGGUAGCUUAUCAUCAGCAGGGCGAAGAGAAAGUCUACACCUAGUCUGAAUUAAGACCAAAAAAUAGCAUAAUAUUGUUAUCUAUUCUAAACCGCAAUGAAACGUGAGUGCGGUAUACAGUGUACAAGAACCAUACUACUUUGCUUCACAA